CCACUAAUGGUAUAGUCCAAAGCAUCAUGGCGUCGGAAGGUGAGCAAAAGAAACGUUCUCAUGACGAAACGGCGGAAAGCGGAGCUAAGGAGGAAGAAGACGACGCAUGGGUCGGUCCUAUGCCAGCGGAGGCUGCCAAGCCCAAGAAAAGAAAAGUGUUAGAGUUUGAGCAGAUCUUCCUGGAUAACUUGCCGAACGCUGACUCGUACGAGAGAAGCUACAUGCACAGAGAUGUCAUCACGUACGUCGCAGUCUCAAAGGGCAUUGUUGGCAGUUCUGACAGGACAGACUUCAUUCUGACAGCAAGUUGUGAUGGUCACCUGAAGUUCUGGAAGAAAGCAGAUGAAGGCAUUGAGUUUGUCAAACACUUCAGAGUACACUUGGGAAAUGUGGAGUGCCUGGCUGUGAGUACUGAUGGUACCAUGGCCUGCACAGUGUCUGAUGACCAGGCUAUGAAGGUGUUCGACGUCAUCAACUUUGACAUGAUCAACAUGAUGAAGCUGGGAUAUCACCCAGGUGUGGCAGAAUGGAUCUUCAAGUCAGGGGACCCUAUCUGUGCAGUGGCAUGUACAGAGAAGAAGUCCGGAGUCAUCCACAUCUAUGAUGGGAGGUCAGCGACCCUCCUACAUACCCUUCCCAAGAUGCACUCUGCCCGCGUGUUGUUCAUGAAGUACAACCCAGUGUAUGACGUAGUUGUAUCGGCUGAUGAGACAGGUAUGGUGGAUUACUGGUCAGGACCUGCCGGAGAUUACAAGUUCCCAAAAAAUGUGGGCUUUGAGUUCAAGACAGACACAAGUCUGUACGAGUUUGCUAAGUGCAAGACCCUUCCUAUUGCUCUGGCUUUCUCACCAGAUGGCAAGAGAUUUGCCACCAUUGCUAGAGACAGAAAGGUGCGAGUCUUCAAGUUCCUGACUGGGAAGUUGAUCAGGGUCUUCGAUGAAUCUUUACAAGUUUUCACAGAGAUGCAACAGAUGAGACAACAGCUUCCCAACAUGGAGUUUGGCAGACGUAUGGCAGUGGAGAGAGACAUUGAGAAAUCAACCGGGCAAAAUCUGGCCAACAUCAUUUUUGAUGAAAGUGGUCAUUUCAUAUUGUACUCCACCAUGCUGGGUAUCAAAGUCAUCAAUCUUCAUACCAACAAGUGUGUCAGAGUAAUUGGCAAGCCAGAGAACGUGAGGUUUAUGCAGCUGGCCCUAUUCCAGGGCUCUGCCAAGAAGCCCAAAGCUCAUGUGACGGUGGAACUGCGGGCCUCGGACAACCCUUCACUACAGAACACAGACCUGGACCCCAUCUUGUUCUGUACUGCCUACAAGAAGAACAGAUUCUACCUGUUCUCUAAGAGAGAGGGAAGAACAAGUGACGACUCGGAGCGUGACAUCUUUAACGAGAAACCCUCCAAGGAUGAGAUCAUGGCCGCCACUCAGAACUCCACAUCCCAGCGAGUGGCAGAGUCAGCAGUCCUCCAUACAGUACUGGGAGACAUUGUCAUCAAACUGUUCCCACUGGAGUGUCCUAAGACAGUGGAGAACUUCUGUGUGCACACCAGGAAUGGUUUCUACAACGGACACAUCUUCCACAGGGUCAUCAAGAGCUUCAUGAUACAGACUGGGGAUCCCACAGGUACUGGAACGGGAGGGGAGUCCAUCUGGGGAGGGGAGUUUGAGGAUGAGUUCCACCCCAAACUGAAGCACGACCGGCCGUACACCGUCAGUAUGGCUAACGCAGGGCCUAACACUAACGGAUCACAAUUCUUCAUCACCGUCGUACCAACUCCCUGGUUGGAUAACAAGCACACCGUGUUCGGGCGUGUGGUCAAGGGAAUGGAGGUGGUCAACAAAAUCAGCCAAGUCAAAACACAUCCCAAAACAGACAAGCCUUAUGAAGACAUCAGCAUCAUCAGUAUCACCCUUAAGUAGACUUAACAGUUGAUACAAUGUAUGUGUUAACAAUUCAUGAUACAAUACAGUCAUAGAUGAUGUCCAGAUUUGCCACUACUUUACUUCAGUUAAAGGUAGUUCAAUCUCUACAAUUGCAUUUGAUUUUGAGAUUUUCUUCCGGACGUUUUGAGUGACAUCCAUGUAGAUUUGCCACUACAUGUAUUUUACUUCAUUUACAUUUGCAUGUAUUACUCAAUCUCUACAAUUGAAUUACAUCUGGAGAUUUCCUUUUGGCGUUUUGAGUGGCAUCCAUCAAUCUUCUUCAGCAUCAUCACCAGUAUAAGAAUAAACUGGCAAGAACAAAGUGAUAAUCUGAAGUACAUUUCUGAAUUUUGGAUAUUGAAUUUCCUUAAAGUUUUAUAUAUUGUUUACCUGGAUGUCUAACCUUUAUGAAUGUGCUUUACUUUUUACUUAAUGUCCUUCAAUGAGAUGGUUGGAUUACUGUAAAUCUUGUUUGCAGGUCUUUGGUAAAGCUUACUUAAAGGAGAUGAUACAAAAUAAAUGUAUCAAUAGAUUCUUAGCAUUCCAAAAUAUUUUUUUCACUCACCCAAAGAAAAGGUAGUUACCAUGCAUAUACAAUGUACAGAGGUUUGUAAAUCAGAAAGUCCUAGCCAACACUUGAUGGGACAGAGCAACAUGUAUUUAUGCAGGUUUUAUUCAGUAAUAAAAAUCAGACUCUUUCAUA
Messenger RNA from Branchiostoma floridae (Florida lancelet), 2622 nucleotides. RefSeq names its product peptidylprolyl isomerase domain and WD repeat-containing protein 1-like. The coding region runs from base 27 to 1916 and encodes 629 amino acids. The record is from RefSeq and is a predicted model, not a curated record. Gene Ontology annotation, molecular function: protein binding; peptidyl-prolyl cis-trans isomerase activity. The transcript has 19 exons. NCBI's taxonomy places the organism in Eukaryota, Metazoa, Chordata, Leptocardii, Amphioxiformes, Branchiostomatidae. Gene Ontology annotation, biological process: protein peptidyl-prolyl isomerization.